Cladocopium goreaui is the source of this 1623-nucleotide messenger RNA. Lineage: Eukaryota; Dinophyceae; Suessiales; Symbiodiniaceae. The record is from the annotation of a GenBank genome assembly.
CUCCCAACGAAGCAAAAACCGCCAUGAGCUUCGCGCAGCCAUGGGUAACCAAGCAUUGAGGCAAGCGAAUCAGGACCUCUGUCAGGCUGUGCAAAGAGGGGAUGUCCAAAGCGUGGAGAGGUUGUUGCGGCAAAAUGCGCAACAAGGUUCUCAGCAGGUGCUGAACGAGGUCUCGGCCGAACAUGGAGGAUCACCACUGCUGAUUGCAGCGAAGAAUGCCAGGUUGGACCUGGUGACGCUGCUCCUGGACGCCUCCGCGGAUCUCCAUGGCCGCGACGCCACGCAGUGGACGGCGCUGCACUGCGCCGCGCGCACCGCCGCGGCGCCGCACUGCACGGGCUGCGUGCAGCUGCUGCUGGCGCGACGGGCCGAUGCCUUUGCGGCCACGGAGCUGGGGAGCACCCCACUGGAUUUGGCCCGUCGAAGUCGUUGCAAGAGUUGUGUGCGCGCUCUUGAAGCGCAUGCUGUGUUGUGGCAGGGCUGGGUGGAUCACGAGCAAAAACUCCUGAUGAUCCCCACGGUGAAAUCCAAAUGGCUCGUCCUGGUGCGGGACCGGAGACACAACACGGGUCCAAGCCUUUUCGCACGGGGCGACUUCCAUAACUUCAUCAAGAAGGCUCAACAUAUGGUGCGUGAGCACCUAUCGACAACAUCCAUGAACCAUCGAUGUCCCUGCUGUGGCAAGUCAAAUCCCAUUCCUGACUUCGUCGAGACCUUCCGAUGUGAGCAUUGCAAGACGCUGCUGGUGAUUCCCACCUCCUUGCAGCUGGCACUCUACGAGGCCGAGGCCAAUGGAGAUGUGGAACCCGAGCCCUCUAUGGUGCUUCCCAUCCCCACAGAUGGCAUGCAGCUGACGAUGGAUGGAGAGAAAGGUGGUUGGUUGCGAAAGCUUCUGGCAAACUCCGAUCGGCAGUAUGCCAUGACCAUUUCCCACACUCAGGACCACGUGACUCUGUUCCACCUUUCGUUGAGGUUCUCCAGUAGCAACGACCGCGAAGAGCUGGGCAAGUUGCUUCAAAGUCCACUGCUGAGGGGUAGGGGCUUGGCACCUGCCGAAGAAUAUUCCUCGUUGCUUACAUCUCCUGCUGCUGAUGCAGAGGAGCUUCCCAUUCCUUCUGCUCCACCCGCAGACUUUGAACGCUUUGAACCAUCAGCUCCGUCCGUGGCGCAGCAAGCGCAGCAAGCGCAGCAAGCGCAGCAAGCGCAGCAAGCGCAUUGGCCAGCCGCGGCUCAGGCAAUCUCCUCCACCGUCGCAGCCGCAGCUCCAGCUGCUCUAGCUGCAGCAGCAGCAGCCCCAACAGCCCCAACAGCCCCGGCGGGCGAUACAGAUGAUGGGCUUUGUGUAGUUUGCUUGGAACACCCGGCCGACACAGCGGUUGUGCCAUGUGGACAUUUAUGUGGCUGUCAUCGUUGCAUGACUGGCAUCAUGGCUGCUGAGCGACUUUGUCCAGUUUGUCGAGGUGAAGCAUCUUCCACGAUGCGAAUUUAUCGCUCCUAAUGCUCUGCUGAGACAAAUUUGCCUGGCACGUUCUGCCAUGGCCACGCACUGAAAGGCUCCUGCAUGGCUCCUGCCAUGUCUUUUGCUGCCUAAAUCGCCUUCCGUACAGUGCGGCGAUUUGAAAA